GCGCGUGCGAUCUCGCGACGCGCGAGCUCCAGUCCAGCAGCGACAGAGGCAAGAUGGCGGCGCAGGAGAGCCAGUCCACUCAGCAAGCCGCCCUCAGCAACGGCGAGGUGAGCAGCAAUGGGGCUGCAGGAGGGGACCAGACAGUCCAGACGGCACAGAACCCACAGCAGCAGCAGCAGCCGCCGCCACAGCCGCCUCCCAACGCCUGGCAGGUCAUCAAGGGAGUCCUGUUCAGGAUUUUCAUCAUCUGGGCGAUCAGCAGCUGGUUUCGCCGAGGGCCCUCCACGCCGGACCAGAGCUCUAAGGUGAAGCAGAAUGGAUCCCUGUACAUCCACGUUUAUUUCACCAAGAGCGGGUUCCACCCGGACCCCAAGCGCAAGGGCCAGUACCGCCGCCUGGCCACAGUCCACGUGUCGCGGAUGCUAAACAAGUACAAACGCAGAAGGUUUCUAAAGACGAAGAACCUGUUAACUGGAGAGACGGAGGCAGACCCAGAGAUGAUUAAGCGGGCAGAGGACUUCGGCCCUGUGGAGGUGAUCUCACACUGGCACCCCAACCUAACCAUCAACAUGGUUGACGAUCACACAGCCUGGGUGAAGGGGGCAGUCCCACCGCCCCUGGAUCAGUAUGUGAAGUUCGACGCCGUGAGCGGGGACUACUACCCCAUUGUGUAUUUCAAUGACUACUGGAACCUGCAGAAGGAUUACUUCCCUGUUAAUGAGUCCCUGGACCUCCUGCCUCUGCGCCUGUCCUACUGCCCUCUGUCGCUGUGGCGCUGGCAGCUCUACGCUGCACAGAACACCAAGUCCCCCUGGAACUUCCUGGGAGAGGACAUGUAUGAGCAGUCGGAUGAAGACCAGGACUCUGUGAAGGUGGCCCUGCUGGAGACCAACCCUUAUCUCCUGGGGUUGACCAUCGUGGUGUCCAUUGUACACAGCAUCUUCGAGUUCCUGGCCUUCAAGAACGAUAUUCAGUUCUGGAACAGCCGGCAGUCUCUGGAGGGGCUCUCCGUGCGCUCCGUCUUCUUCGGGGUGUUCCAGUCCCUUGUAGUGCUGCUCUACAUCCUGGAUAACGAAACCAACUUCGUGGUGCAGGUCAGCGUGUUCAUUGGGCUGCUCAUCGACUUCUGGAAGAUCACCAAAGUCAUGGACGUCAGGCUGGACAGAGAAAACCGAGUGGCAGGAGUGUUCCCACGCUUAACAUUCAAAGACAAGUCCACAUAUGUGCAGUCCUCCACCAAAAUCUAUGACGAUAUGGCGUUUCGGUAUCUGUCCUGGCUCCUCUUCCCAUUACUGGGCUGCUAUGCUAUUUAUAGCUUGUUAUACGUAGAGCACAAAGGAUGGUAUUCUUGGGUUCUAAGCAUGCUCUAUGGCUUUUUGUUAACCUUUGGGUUCAUCACAAUGACUCCUCAGCUCUUCAUUAACUACAAGCUGAAGUCAGUCGCUCACCUCCCAUGGAGGAUGCUCACCUACAAAGCUCUGAACACCUUCAUCGACGACCUGUUCGCCUUUGUCAUUAAGAUGCCCAUGAUGUACAGAAUAGGCUGCCUCAGAGACGAUGUGGUGUUCUUCAUCUACCUGUACCAGCGAUGGAUCUACCGCGUGGAUCCCAACCGCGUGAACGAGUUUGGGACAAGUGGGGUGGAUCACACGACGGGAAAGCCCGAGCAGGUGGCCGGGACGGAGGGCGUGGCCAUCACAGACAAACCAGAGGGAGAGAAGAAGAACGAUUAACUAACCUCAUCUUUAUAACGAGAGAUUUAAGAAUAAUUAAUGCAGAAAUUAAUGUUUCAUUUGACGGGGCAUCGGGGACAGGAGAUAAUGGACACUAAACAAAUUGGUAAACUAUCCUUUGGAUAUGACAGAUAAAGUAUAUAUAAACUUUUUCCAGAUUUUUUUUAUAUUUUUUUGGAAGAUUCAGUGAAGUAUAACGUGACGUACUGUAUUUGUUUUUUGAUAUGGGAUGGGGGCAGGGUGGGGGGGGCAACACAUAUCUCCAUAUUUAAAACUACAGAGCCACUGCUGUCUGUUCCGUUGUGAAUUCCAUUCCAUUGUGAGAGCGUCGGGUAUGAUCUACUGCUGACCAGUAUGGCUGAGAUUUCAGUGUCUGCCGAGUACAACCGUUUAGGAAGAUUGUGUGUAAAACAGCCAGGGAGGGAGAGGAGGGGCACUGGUUUCUAAAAUCCUUGAUGUUUCAGAAUUUUAACAAAAAGCCUUGUAGGUAAAAAAACAUUCUAAUGAUUAUUUGAUUUUCAGUCACUGGAUUUUUGUUGUAUAUGUAUGUCCUAAACUGUACAGACUCUAGGCUUGUACCUUAAUUACACUGAUGUCAGUUGUUUAGCAGUAGCUGAUGUGCAAAAAGUAAUUCUGAGCAAGACUGAUGUUUUUAAUUAUUUCAAGGUGACACCCAUAUCGCAUUGUGUUAGAAGGCCAGGCCAGGCUCGUUUGUAUAAACUCCACAACACUUCCUGGUGUUUGGCUGACUUCUUGUGCCAUACAUCACAACAGUGUUUGACUUGGCACAUACUCUUGAUAGAGUAAUUUGAAAUUUUUAAUUAUCUGUACAAGUCUAAAAAGUGAUCAUAAAAUCAGUUUUUAAAAACCAAUUACUAUGAAAUUUAAUUGACGUCGUUAAAGACAUGCCUACUACUGUAUAUCGCAUUCAGUGAAAUUAACAUUUUAAAUGGCACCAGAUUUGGGUCCAAAUUCACACCCCACUAUGGAGAAGGGAUGUCCGUUGGUACUAGACAGUCAAGGUCCUGCUGCUCAGCCUGGCUCAGUGAAACACUACUCCAUCAGAGACCUCAUUCUUGGGUCUUUAUAGUUACAAGCCAAUAAAAUGAAAGAAUCUGUAUAAGUCCAUUACUGGUGGGUAUUGUGGCUGAGUUUUUAUUAGGCUAAAUCCUCUCUCUGGGGACUGUCAGUUUCUGGAGCCUGAGCUGCAGCUGGAGUUCAAGGUGUAUGUGCUGGUGUCCUGUUCUCUUCCUGGUGGUGGAGGCUUCCAGAGAGGAACUGGGAAAAGUCCAUCGCAGAGGGCGCGAUGGUGAGCAGACGCUUCACUUGUACCAACUCACAAGCUCUCAAACGCUGCCUGGAUUGGAGAUAUUGCGUCGUGCUGUGCAAUGAAGCCUGGGAGGCCGUUUUAAAAGUUAUAUUGAAUCCACAGCUAUUUUAAUCGUGAAAAUAUAUCGAUGCAGACAUA
Molecule: messenger RNA, 3201 nt
Organism: Lepisosteus oculatus (spotted gar)
Lineage: Eukaryota; Metazoa; Chordata; Actinopteri; Semionotiformes; Lepisosteidae
Source: RefSeq, a predicted model, not a curated record